AUGUUUCUGAAAGCAGAUAAAGGAGAAAAACGGCCCUUGAGCUGUAAAACAAGAGGUUCUGAACGUAUGCGCUGUAAAACAAGUGGUUCUGAACGUAUGCGCUGUAAAACAAGAGGUUCUGAACGUAUGAGCUGUAAAACAAGAGGUUCUGAACGUAUGCGCUGUAAAACAAGUGGUUCUGAACGUAUGCGCUGUAAAACAAGAGGUUCUGAACGUAUGCGCUGUAAAACAAGAGGUUCUAAACGUAUGCGCUGUAAAACAAGAGGUUCUGAACGUAUGCGCUGUAAAACAAGAGGUUCUGAACGUAUGCGCUGUAAAACAAGAGGUUCUGAACGUAUGCGCUGUAAAACAAGAGGUUCUGAACGUAUGCGCUGUAAAACAAGAGGUUCUGAACGUAUGAGGUGUAAAACAAGAGGUUCUGAACGUAUGAGGUGUAAAAUAAAAGGUUCUGAACGUAUGAGCUGUAAAACAAGAGGUUCUGAACGUAUGCGCUGUAAAACAAGAGGUUCUAAACGUAUGCGCUGUAAAACAAUAGAUUCUGAACGUAUGAGCUGA
Procambarus clarkii (red swamp crayfish) is the source of this 555-nucleotide messenger RNA. The record is from RefSeq and is a predicted model, not a curated record. NCBI's taxonomy places the organism in Eukaryota, Metazoa, Arthropoda, Malacostraca, Decapoda, Cambaridae.